Messenger RNA from Encephalitozoon romaleae SJ-2008, 603 nucleotides. RefSeq names its product putative membrane integral protein. The transcript has a single exon. NCBI's taxonomy places the organism in Eukaryota, Fungi, Microsporidia, Unikaryonidae. Bases 1 to 603 code for a protein of 200 amino acids. The record is from RefSeq and is a predicted model, not a curated record.
AUGAUUUUUGUCCUAUAUCUUGGAAUGAUAGUUGGGGAGAUUUUUUCUGCACGCCGGAAUAGAAACAUCGAGAUCGAGUUUGACGUGAUUGAGAAUAAGAUCUGCAAGGGGUACCUCAAGCCCAUCAACUGCAAGAACUCUAGCUUCAAGGCUGUUCUAGCAUCUGACACGGGAAGUGUUUAUCUAUCAAACGAGAACCUUCCUGUAGAUACGGAGACACAUUUUUCGUUCAACAUAAGUGAGCCGAAGGUGCUGUCUAUGGUGCUGACACCGAUUGUGAUUGAUGAUAGCCAGCCACAUACAUUUGGAGAGAUAGAGGUUGAUUUCAGUACACAGUUUGACACGUUCAAGAAGGAUGUUGCAAAGAAGGUUAGUGUGGAACCAGCGAUGGCAGCCAUGACGAAGCUGGACAAUCUUUUGCAUGAGCUCAACAGUGAAUCUGAGUACCUUGCACAUAGGAUGGGGAGCAUUGAUUAUGAGCAUCGAAGGAUGUUUUCUUUUGUGACUGUAUUUUCUGUAGUAACUCUUGUUAUAUACUUCGGAGUGAAUUCGUAUGAGCUGUACUCUCUCAAGAAGUUUUUCCAGAAGAAGAAAAUGAUAUGA